AUGUGUGAUAUGCCAUGUGACUACGAUCCUUGCUGCUGUCUUGCACCGCCACCAGUCAAGGGUCGCCUGUUUACGAUCAUGCUACUAUAUUGUUGGCAAACCGAGUACGAUAAGCGGCCCUAUCGCCACUUCCGGUUUAGUCGGCUGGACUUUGAAGAGCGCAUGAACCGGAAAUAUCAUUGCAUUCGCGACUUCCGCACGGUGGUAAAUUUUAUGCUGCGUCGCCAUUUGUUUUCGGCCUCGAUUUCCAGCACUGUGGUUAGUAAUUGGGAUGUAACGCUGCUGCGGGAUUUUGUGCGAUCCCUCAUACCGCUGCAUAAAAUAGAGCUAAGACUUAUGCAGUUGCCUCGUGAGUUUUUCGUAAUGCUUCGACUGAAUGUACGCAAAAUGAUGGUGGUAGACCUGAACCUGGAAGGCACUCAGCUCAGCGAGUACGAUGUGCGCAUGCUGCACAAGUUCCUUGUGGCCACGAAGACGCUGCGGCAUCUGAACGUUGCGUGUUGCAACAUAACGCAGUACAACUUUGCUCUGAUUGCCGACGGAGUGCACAAGGCGGAGAACAUAAUCAGCUUGAAUGCUAGUCGUAUAUUGGGUCUGAAGCUGACGCUGGACACAGAGAAGAUAAUGUCGUUGGUUGGCACGCUUCUGAUGCAGAACCAACUGGUGAAUCUGACUCUGCAGCACUGCGAGUUUGUGGCCCACGAUAUGGAACCAAUCGCUGAGUACCUGAGCAGCAAGAAGAGCUCACUCCGCAAAUUGGAUGUGGCCUAUAAUCGCAUUGGUGCCGACGGAACGCUCUUCCUUAUGCGCGCGAUUGCCAAGGGAGGCAUGCUCAGUUAUUUGAACAUCAGUGGCAAUGGCAUUGGGAGGCAUGGUGGAGGCUGGAUCGCCAUGCGCUUUAGUUCGUGCAGGAUGCUAAGGGAAUUGAUUUUGAACUACAAUGAUAUCGAUGCGAGCGCUAUUAAUCUCAUCCUCCUGACCAUCAAGAAGCCAUCGCGUGUGUUGAAAUUAAAUUUGUAUGGCAAUACAUUUAAUGCGCGCACUGCCAUGAUCCUGCGUCGACUUCUGGAUUCGGGGGUGUUGCGUCACGAGGAAAUUGAUCUCAGUUAUACAUAUGACGAGGCUCUUCAGAACUAUCGCGUGGUCCCUUGGCGUUAGAGCAUCUUAAAGCAAUAUGGACCAUGUGGCAACUUGGGGUCAGUUCCGGCUUCUGUUUUGUUAUUGUGAGAAAGCUGAGAGCAGAGCGUGAUGAGGGUAUUCAUUGGUAUGUGUGUGUGUGUGUGUGUAUGAGAGAACGCUCGUAUAUGUGUGCGCAUUGUUGUUGGCAAAUUCAAAGUCAAAAGGCAACUACAACAACAAAACGUGCAGCAAACAGCUGCGAAGCAAUG
Molecule: messenger RNA, 1388 nt
Organism: Scaptodrosophila lebanonensis
Lineage: Eukaryota; Metazoa; Arthropoda; Insecta; Diptera; Drosophilidae
Exons: 3
Coding region: 1-1158 (385 amino acids)
Biological process (GO): activation of GTPase activity; nucleocytoplasmic transport
Cellular component (GO): perinuclear region of cytoplasm; nucleus; cytosol
Molecular function (GO): GTPase activator activity; small GTPase binding
Source: RefSeq, a predicted model, not a curated record